Neohortaea acidophila is the source of this 910-nucleotide messenger RNA. Its product is annotated as PLC-like phosphodiesterase. Gene Ontology annotation, biological process: lipid metabolic process. Bases 217 to 786 code for a protein of 189 amino acids. Gene Ontology annotation, molecular function: phosphoric diester hydrolase activity. NCBI's taxonomy places the organism in Eukaryota, Fungi, Ascomycota, Dothideomycetes, Mycosphaerellales, Teratosphaeriaceae. The transcript has 5 exons. The record is from RefSeq and is a predicted model, not a curated record.
CACUCCCAUCCUCGAUGAUCGCCUCGCAACCCCACGUGUAGGGCCAACAUCCUGCGCUGAAUGCCAACCCCGUCCCCGCAUAUAACGGGCGUUGUGAUACUGUUUCACCAUAGGUAAAGGCGCAUCAAAUCCUUCAUUGACUCUCUGUUGUUCCUCUUCGUACAAUUUCGUUGCUCUCUACGACAUCUCACUGUCACGAAUUACAAUCAAGUCAACAUGGACUUCCUUCAAAAGGCAACCGCCAAGCUAGACGUCCAGGACAAGCUUCCCGGCCAGCUGAAGGACAUGUUGGGCGGAGACAACAAAGGCAAGCAGGGCGAAGGCAAGCAUCUAGCCCAAACGCACGAUGACGCUGCCGGAUUCCCACAAGGCUUGCGACCAUCAGACUGGAUGGGCGAUCUGGUGGCCAAAGGCAUUGUACCAGCAACCGCGGCCGUGACCGAAUUUCGCUACCCUGGCUCCCACGAUGCCGCCACCUACGGCUCGGGGUUGGAGAGUUUCAGCUAUCAAUGCCAGGAUAAGAAUUUCUACGACCAGAUGAUGACGGGGCAGCGGUGUUUCGAUCUUCGCCUCGCUCCCGCGGAGGACAAGAAGAAGUUCAUUCCUGUCCAUGGGAUUGCGAAAAAUACGGCGGAUGAUUUCAAUCAGGGACCGAAGCGGGCAGAGAAGGAUGAUCUCGUCUCCCAGAUCUUCCGCUUCGCCAAAGACCAUCCGUCCGAGCUACUCGUUUUUCAAGUGCGAGUAGAAGGGCUGGAAGGUGCCCAAAACGCAUUUGCCGAGAGUUAGCAUCCCCCGAAUUUGUUGAUGAGUGUCCUCAUGCAAGACUGACGCAACACGCAGCCAUCUUCCACCAUCUGGGCGAAAGGCUGUUGGAGGCCCCACAGGAUGGCCGAGUGCCAACAUACCGGGA